CGGCGCCAUAUUUAAUACAUCACACACUAGCUAGCGUUAGCUGUUUACAAGCCCAAACUUUUAACUUGAGACGGAAACCUAAAGCAGGCCCUAAACCUAACCGAAAAUGAAUGUAAUAGAUCAUGUACGGGAUAUGGCUGCCGCUGGCCUACACUCUAAUGUCCGGAUAUUGAGCAGUUUGUUGCUCACGAUGAGCAAUAACAAUCCAGAGCUGUUUUCGCCAGCCCAGAAGUACCAGUUGCUGGUUUACCAUGCUGAUGCCAUCUUCCAUGAUAAGGAAUAUCGUAAUGCUGCCUGCAAAUACAGUAUGGCACUGCAGCAGAAGAAGGUGCUCAGCAAAACAUCAAAAGUCCGUACAUCUACUGGUGGAGCAGCAUCUAACAUACAGGCGCAGAGUUUGCCAUCAGAAAUUGAGGUAAAGUACAAGAUAGCUGAAUGCUACACCAUCUUGAAACUGGACAAAGAUGCCAUUGCAGUGCUUGAUGGGAUUCCAUCCAGACAGAGGACUCCAAAGAUCAACAUGAUGUUAGCUAACCUGUACAGGAAAGCUGGUCAGGAGCGUUCUGCUGUGACGAGCUACAAAGAGGUUCUCAGACAGUGUCCCCUCGCCCUGGAUGCAAUCAUUGGUCUUCUUUCUCUAUCAGUCAAAGGAGCUGAGGUGGCGUCUAUGACUAUGGAUGUGAUCCAGAGUAUCCCCAACCUUGACUGGCUCUCUGUUUGGAUCAAAGCUUAUGCCUUCAUACAUGCAGGAGACAAUCAAAGAGCCAUCAACACCAUUUGCUCUCUGGAGAAGAAAUCUCUCCUGCGGGACAACGUGGACCUCCUGGUGAGCCUGGCAGAUGUCUACUUCAGGGCAGGGGACACCAAAAACGCGAUCCUCAAAUUUGAACAAGCCCAGAUGCUGGACCCAUACCUCAUCAAGGGAAUGGAUGUUUAUGGUUACCUGAUGGCCCGUGAGGGACACCUGGAGGAUGUUGAGGUCUUGGGAGGACGAUUAUUUAAUAUUUCAGACCAGCAUGCUGAACCUUGGGUGAUCUCUGGUUGUCACAGCUUUUAUAGCAAGCGUUACUCCAGAGCCCUCUACCUGGGAGCCAAGGCCAUCCAGCUGAACAGCAACAGUGUGCAGGCUCUCCUCCUGAAGGGGGCAGCACUGAGAAACAUGGGUCGUGUUCAAGAGGCCAUCAUCCAUUUCAGAGAGGCCAUGCGUUUGGCACCUUGCCGACUCGACUGCUACGAAGGUCUGAUUGACUGUUACUUGGCAUCCAACGGGAUUCGAGAAGCUAUGGGGAUGGCUAAUAACAUCUAUAAGACUCUUGGGGCCAAUGCACAGACUCUGACCAUCCUUGCUACAGUGUGCCUGGAAGACCCUGUGACUCAGGAGAAAGCCAAAACCCUGCUGGACAAAGCACUGGCCCAGAGGCCCGACUACACCAAGGCUGUGGUCAAAAAGGCUGAACUGCUGAGUCGGGAACAGAAAUAUGAAGAGGGGAUCGCUCUCCUCCGGAAUGCCCUGGCCAAUCAGAGUGAUUGUGUCCUGCACAGAAUGCUGGGAGAUUUUCUUGUGGCUGUCAAUGAUUAUCAAGAAGCCAUGGAUCAGUACAGCAUAGCUCUAAGCCUGGAUCCCAAUGACCAGAAGUCUUUAGAAGGCAUGCAGAAGAUGGAGAAAGAGGAGAGCCCAACAGACGCCACAGUGGAGCUGGACGGGGACGACAUGGAGGGCAGUGGAGAGGACGGAGACCUGGAGGGCAGUGACAGUGAAGCAGCCCAGUGGGCUGACCAGGAACAGUGGUUUGGUAUGCAGUGACCCCGGGCCACCGAGGGAUGCUUGGUCAGUGCCACCUUCUAACACGCUGCAGCCUGUGGGAAGCCUUCAGCCAUCAGGGUCGUCAAACAGAACAAGGGGCCUUGCUGCUCCACACACCUCACAUGAUCAGAGGUUAACACCGAGUGACUGACGUCGCCACUUUUAGACCAUACAACUUUGACUAAUGCCCUGGUUUUCAGUACAGCUACAGGAGGGGUUCAGUGCUUUUACGGAAAUGCAACUUAGUGCAGAACCUCGGCCAUUUUUGACCUGAUGUUGUUUUCCCAUCAUAAUGAGUCACUGUGGAGCUAAUUGAGGCUUCUUUGCUCAUCUACACAGCACUUCAGGACAGUCUUACAUGGCCAGCAGACACUCAACCCCAGAGUAAAUCAAGAUGUGUUGUUCAAUGACUUGGGUUGCUCAUACUGCAGUAUGAUGUGUUUGUAACAAUUAAGUAAUCUCUCUGAUGCUACUUUGGCUUUUUCUUCAGCUUUCCUGCCAGUCUGUGGUUAUCUGAAUAAAUGGAUCACUGUUCCAGGUAAUACAAAUUACAACUUCAAAUUAAAUAUACUCAUUACAAAGCUUGUGUCAGUGUAUUAAAAAAAGACCUGCUUUGAAUCCUUUGUGAGGCCGGGUUCUGCAGUGCAUAGAGAGCUUUUCCAGGCAAGAUUAAUACUGGCCAAUGUACACUGAAGCAAUUGUUAGAACCAACUGGUGUGAUGGGAAAUUUUGUUUGGGCUAAAAAUGGCUGGAGUUAUCCAGGACAUGUUACAGGAGGCACUGUUUUUUUUUGAGCCUGACAGACUCUCACGGUUGCCACAGAGGAGGCAAGUUGUAGAUAUUAUCAAAUUUAUCACAAUAAAGGUUGUGAAUAUGCCAUAACUUUGUGUCUCUGGCAGGCAAACAGGUCUGUGAAAAAGUGACAAUGUACCACAUUUCUGCUGCUCUUCAAAAUGUAUCAUCUUAAUUUUUACUUCGUCACAUUUGAAGUUUUGUGUCAUGUAAUGUACAUGCCUAUUAUUUUUGUGUGUUUCUUGAGUCUGCCUUUCUGUAUCAAAAUAACUCAAUGAUUGACUCAUUCUUAAGUUGGGAAGUGUUACUUAACCAUUUCAAGACAAAUGUUUAUAGUAUUUUGUACAUAUUUUUAAAAUGUAUAAUAAAAUGAUGAAACACUCACUUGACAUGAAUGCAGUUGUCCGGUGGUAGACUGAAACUUCCACUAAAUAUUGUUUAAAUGAAACAGGGAAAACACUCAAUAAACUCAUAAUAUAUGACAGUUUUAUUUACCUGAAACCAAAGUUCAUGUGAUACAUUGUACAAUCAUCUCUGAAAAUACAGUACAGCAGUUUGGCAAAAAAAGCCAAUCGAGGGACUGCCUGCCAUUCUCAUGGUAAAACGUAUGCAUCACUGCACCGCUGCACGUCCGCCUUCCCAGAUGUGGCAAAAUCUGCUCCAAACAUGUUGCACAUCUCAGUGCAAAGCAAAAAAAGUCUGUUUG
This is a messenger RNA of Xiphias gladius (swordfish), 3302 nucleotides long. It is a transcript of the gene anapc7, whose product is annotated as anaphase promoting complex subunit 7. The record is from RefSeq and is a predicted model, not a curated record. Lineage: Eukaryota; Metazoa; Chordata; Actinopteri; Istiophoriformes; Xiphiidae. Gene Ontology annotation, biological process: cell division. The transcript has 11 exons. Gene Ontology annotation, molecular function: protein binding. Bases 107 to 1804 code for a protein of 565 amino acids.